AUGAUCAGCAGAGACCGCAGAGACGUAAACAAAUAUAGUGAGUGGAUAGAGGAAUCCGUUGCUCUGGACGGUUAGCUCUUAUCGGUUUCAGUUGAAGGAUUUUGUUUCUACAUUUUGCGUCGCCAUAAAGAUUUAAGAUCAAACUUAUGUGAUUGAAUCGCGCAAAACUCAACGCCAUGGAUAGAUUCAACGAAUAUUGGGAGCUGCUUUCGGACAAAAGUGUCCCAAUUGGAAAGGAACUGAUAACGUAUUACAAGACAUUGCACGAAAACGAGGACGGAGCAUCCUUAUCGGAACGAAGUUGCAGUUUCCUUUUGCAGAAUUUGCUAGUGAAUCCGUAUCCUACCUGUCAGCUGUUACGGCUUUUGGCAACGUCUAAGAUACCCUACAAAAACAAUGUGAUUCGUGAGAUUUGCGAUACCGGUAGCUUUGAGUUUUUAGAGAACUACACUGAGCAAGAUGUGGACAAAUUUUACAAUUUGAUUUCAAACAAUCUCCUUUCCACUGAGGCCAUCAACAGAUUGGUUCCAAUGGUUUUGUCACUGCUGGAAGAGAAAAAAGUAGAUCGGGAGCUGCUUCUGCUAGCUCUAGUGUCAAGAAAGUCACAAAAAAUGCUUAAACAAUUUCUCAAACAAAUGCCGGUCGCACCGGAACUAAAGUACUUGCUAGGCGUCAUCGUCGAAAAGCGCCAUUUUUUGGUUGAUGUUAUGGAUGCAGCGGAAAUACCGUUUCAUGAUCCGACAAUUCGAUCCUACAUUGAGUUUUUUCAGUUGAUCAAACAAUUUAAUACUGGCGGGACGAACUUGCUUGUUUGGUUUACUACAGAGAUAUCGAAGAAUAAAGCUUUACUGAUGUACGGUCUUGAAAUGAAGCGCUCGUUGCUUCUGCGAGAUUUGAUGCAUGAGGCGGAUAAUGUGUCAGGAAUUGAGGAGUAUGCCAAAGAAAAAUCUGUGAUAGGAAUUUAUUUAAAGAUAAAGAUGAAGAUAGCUCCCUCCGACUAUGAACAACUUGCUACCUGUAUCGCUGAAAAUGAUAAACUAAACGCCGAGAUAAGCGAGUUAUUAUGUCCGAAUACAAGUGGCAAGGCCGAUUCGGAAGAUUUGAAAUGUCUGCAUAUGCUAAUGAUUUGUCAGUUUACACUAAAAGUGAUGAAACUUCCACCGUAUAUGAAGUCUUUCGAAGAUGUUCUCAAAAGUAGGGUAAGUAGCAUCAAAUGCAUUUUCAAAUCGAUCGAUAGUUUAGAGACGUUUGUUGAUCUGUUGGAAAGUGUCAUUGUGCUACUAUUUGUGCGUUACGAACAUCUUCCGCAUAAAACACACGGAUCGAUUGGUUUUAUCUGUUCGUACACAGUUUUGGAAACGGUUUUGAAUUGCUUAAAAACAGUUACUUUACCAAAACGACAUGCGGCGAAUUACGCGAAAGAAAAUGAUGCCUUAAAAGUUCGCAUCGAUAAUUGCCUGGAUAUUAUAAACGAUGCACUCUGGAGAUUGUCUCUUUUUGCUGCUAUUAUCAAAGAAAAGCCUUCCUCACCCCAAUUGGUAGACAUCGACUACGGCUGCAUUGCCGUUAAGCGGCAAGAUUCGCUUCCCGGACAGGAAGACCAUGUUUUCAACAGUGCUGAAUCGCUGCCGGAUUAUUCGCAGAAACAUGCAACACUUCCGAGGAGGAAACAUUCCAAACGUCGUCCGCGUUCUCAGCUCUCGUCAAGCGGAUCUACUGAGAGCAGAACCAUGCAGCAGUCGCUUCCCCUUCCAAACAAAAUUGAAACAAGCGUGGAUUCGGCAAUCACCGCGAUGAUAAGCAAACCGAAAAGCAUUUUCUCCAAGAUGUUGGGAACACCGGAAAAACUCGCUACUCUUUGUAUGGUCAAUCGUAAUUUCGAUGCUGCUAGAAUGAUAAUCAAAAACAACCAGCUUACCAGCAGUCCCGUUGGGCAGGAUAUGAAUUUCCUGGAAAGUUUCAAUCAAAUACAGGAACGACUUUCGAAUCUGAUAGCCAAUUACAACCGCAUGCAGCAUAAAAAACCCGACGAAAAUGAAUCAAUGCUAGAAGACAUCCGGGCCAGAACAGCAAUCGGAUUCGAAGCUUCCAAGAUUAUCGGUUCCAUUGAAACCUUCUCGGCCGGGAACAAAGUACCGCUAAGUGAGGAGGACAUCAAUUUGCUGAAAAAGUUUAGCUCUCAGUAUCCGUUCUUGAAAGUGUUCCGCGAAGAUCUCCUGCGUAACAUUCAUACGAUGGAUUUACUGCUGAGCCUUCCCAUGGGUUACGAUUUGAAUCUCAAUCUAUAUAAUCUUAUUUCGAAAAGUUCGGAUAAAAGCGACCUGCAAGAGGAUGGAACAAGCUUCAGUUAUGUGGCCUUCCUAAAGCGUUUGAUUGAUGAUUUAAAGCAGUUUAGAAACUUAGAUUGCGGAACGCAAUCAGUCACUUUACAUGGACUUUUGGCCUCGGAUGUGUGCCCCUUGGAUCCUGGCCAACUGAUGCCGGUAUUGCAAGCUCGCUGUUGUUUACUGACCUCCACGACAGUGGAAGAUUUGCGUCAGCAGGACAAAAGAGGUCGAUGGAAAAUUUUCACAAAAAUUGAAAAGUUUCAGGAUGCCACAAAACAACUUGUAAAAGUUUUCGAGCCUGAAGUUAAAACAUUCCAAUCGAAAGACGCCAUGGAAACUGACACCUCGAACCUUAUAUGUAGAGCCGCAUUCGAGAGUAAACUUCCCCUGCAUACGCUGGAAUCGCUCGCGACAGCUGCGAACUCGAAUAUGAUCCACGUGAUUGUUCAGAGGUUUGUCGCCGGAAUUGGACAGCAGCCUGACUUCCGUGCAGCGGAUUAUCCCAACAUAUUGAACUAUAUUGCGGAGAAAAACGAGCUGCUAGGUUUGGUUCUGAAAGAACUAGCUGGCGUUGAAAUCGGUGAUAAUUUAUUGAAACGUUUUAAAGAUCUGCCAUGUUUCGAUACUUUGGGGCCUUUGUACGGUAGUAAGAUGUUAGCUACUUUGGAUUACGAUCAACUAAAAUUAGACGAAGUUUCCUUGGAGAAUCUCGCUGGUGAUAUGCAAUGCAUUCAGGUACUGGAUUCAAUGACUGGUCGCUGGAAUGAUUACCAGCAAAUUCGACAGCUUCGUCAUCGAAUCGUAACUUGUCUGCUUAAUUCUGAAUCCCCUCAAGAGGAUGGUGCGCUAGAACGGAUCAUCUUUGCUACUAAGGAUGUGAAUCUCAAAGCGCAAUAUCUACUCAAAUGUAUCGAUCGAUUUUCGAGUGCCAAAAGAAAUAUGCAAUUGAUCAGAAGUAUUUCGCUCGAAAAAACGGCAUCCGAAUUACCGGCCGAUAUAAGACAUAGUCUUGAAAAAAAUCUACAACAUUUGGAAGUUUACGAUCAAGUCGCAGAAGUACUAGAGAUCGAAGAUUGGCGGACCGUCCGGAACUUUUCCGAGAGUAAUAAAGAGUUAGUUCUGCAUCAGUGUGUGCAGAAAAAUAAGUACGAUUUAUGCUCUCGAUGGAUUCAAAUGCACCCAAUCGCAAAUGAUGGGGACACCGUUCUGCUGGACAUUUUCACCUUAGCCGUUAUAAAGGCAUCAAAAGAGGGUGGUAGUUGCACCGCCCUUCUAGCACUAAUCGAACAAAUGCCUGUCGAUCGGGUUGUUCGGUUCUUUGAGACAAUUCUACUCGGCGUUAAGGAUAGAGAUGUUAUACAUCAUGCCGUGCAAUAUCUGGAAAAGAAUGGAGACAAUACAAAGGUAUAUCAAAAAUAUCGCAUCUCUUUGGAGAUCUUCAAGCAUUUACCGCUGAACGAGUCGGAGAAAUUGUGGCAUUUAAUAAGCCGACCCUUGCUGGUGAUCGAGCAAUAUUUGAUGAACUCCAAGUUGGAGUUACUGACGGCGGUGAUAACGUCAAUUCGUCCUCUGCUAAAGGAUAACGUAUGCCAGAUCUGCUACGAACAGCGUGAAUAUAUUCGAGAUCUUCGUUUGGCUGGUCGUCUCAGCGGUUCGAUUAAUUUGGAUUCCAGUCAUGAUGAUCAGUUUCUAACGAACGAAUGCAUCGACUGUCUGCUGCGAAUCUACGCUGGCAAGGCGUUGGACUAUAGAGUAUUCGGAGACAGUGGAACUUCGGGUGAAUCGAUGCAUGAUCAGAGCAUAGAAUCAGGCAGCUUAGAUUCACUGUGCGGAGCAUUCAUUGUGCCUAAGGGAGUUCCCACUCGGGAGAGUUGGGUGAAGGAUGAAGAUGCCUCGCUUUGUAUGUGCUGUAGAAGGAGUGUAUUCUCAAUGCUGAACAGACGUCACCAUUGCCGCCGCUGUGGCAGAGUUGUUUGUCACGCAUGCUCCAAGAAGAAACUAGAGAUCCCAGAACUGUACGAGGAGAUUCCCGUUAGAGCCUGCGAUGACUGCGUGAAACAGUCGCAGAAAAAGCCCAGCGUUCCGGUUGAAAGUUUGGUAAAACCUGCCACUAGCAGUGAGUAUGAUCAAUGGCAGCUAACAGGGAACGUGCGUAAUGACAAUAUAAUGCGCGACGAAUACAGUUACGAGUACGCACCAUCGACGAGUCAGUGUUUGGCAAUUUGCAAUCUCCACAGUCAGAAUGAAGAACUAUCAAGCUUUUUACUGUAUCACUGUGCCAAAUUGGAAAAACUUUUGCGUCCAAUUAUGCCCGGAUAUCCGAAUCCGGAAAUCGAUUAUGCUUUGGUUUCUCGAAUGCUACUGAAUCUCACACUGGCCGCCAGAGUACGUGGCUUACAGUUUUCGGAGGCCGAUAAAAUAAAAGAACACGCUGAAAUCGUUUUGUCUAUCGUGAACAACGACUGCGAAUCGCUAUUAUUACAAGAAUCUAUGAGCAGUGCGAAUCUGCGCAAACUUCGCGAUGCGCUCGUGAUAGCAGAAAAAUGGAAGCUUGCAUUGGAACUGUCCCUAAAGUGUGGCUUCGCAACAAGUGGGGUUAUGGCUGCUUGGGGAACAACAUGCCUUCGUGCUGGUUGUUACGAAACAGCCAGGGAAAAGUUUUCCUACUGUCUGCAGAAACUGUCUACAGACACCGACUAUAGUUCGGUUCUACAUUUCAUCGAAUCACCAGAAACGAACAACUGCAACUAUAAGGAGACAUUCCUGAUAAAACGACCCCCCAGAAGUCCACCACUGCUUCUGGAAAUUAUAAGCAUACUGGAAUCUACAGCUCAGGCUCAACCACCAGAAGUGAUCGCUCGAGCAAGUGUCAUAAAAAGCUCCAACACUUCUCUGUCUUCUACUAUCCGAAAGAAGUCUAAGGGCAACAUUCCCCUGCAUGAACCAGCCCUGAACAUCCUAAACACCCUCUCAAACUUGAAACACAUAACUAAAGGCAAUUUCACUGAUUUUCUGCCGGAAAAACGAGCGCUCCGAAAUCGAGAUCCGGUAGCAUCAAGCAGUAACACAUCUACGGAUUAUCUACAUGCGCUGGACUGCAUCAUGAGUACCAGAUUUUUCGAGGAAUCCAUGUACUACUUACUUAACUACGGAGCUCACCAGGACAUUGUCAGCUUUCUGGUCAAACACCGACAGAUUCUACCAGCUAUGAAAUACACUCUACUCCAACAGGUCGAACCUGAAAUAUUUCUACAAGUAAUUCUUCUACCCUACCUAAAAUCCGGUAAGCUCGAAACGGUGAUUCAAGUGAUGAGUAGCAUGGACGAAACUUUACUGGUCUGGAAGAACUACGUGAUCCACACCUGCCGCUAUCUGGAGAUGAACCGCAUGCUGAACUGUUUGUACAACCUUCAGCUGCUGUUACGGGAUCCAAUACGUGCCAGCAUGACUUGUGUGCGCUUCUACUCGAUGGAUGCGAAAUCCUUCACCGAGCUGGAGGCCAACACAUUCCAUCUGAAGAACAGUGCGGCCCAUCUGCAGGCCGAGUUAGAGUUGUGUAAUUGGGAAGAAAUCAGCGUUGAGAGCCUUAGCGAUCGAAGUGAAACGCACAAAAGCUUGCUCAUGAAAAUGGAACCCAAGGAGCUGAACAACCACAUCAACACCAUUCUCCGACAGCUCGAGGUAACGAAGUUUUUGUCGAAUUGCGAAGCUAAGGGACGAGAAGUUGUCGGACUGCUACCAAAGUUGUUUAUUGAAUCAUCUAAAAUUCCAACCCUAUUUGGAACGGUUCACGAAAAAUUGCAACUGGCCGUGUUGAUUCUCAUUUGCGGACAAAAUAUCGAGGAAGGUUUUGGAUUGUCGUACAGGGUUAUACAAGACUUCAAUCUAAACAACCUUCGGGUGUACGGGCUAGCAGCGAAGUAUUUCAUAAGCCAGACGCAGGUUGAAGAUGUGGAAAAGUUGCUGCAGGCUAUCGUCAGCAACAGCUCGACCAAUGUCGAUACCAACGGUUUUUGCGAUGAACUGAUUAAGGUUUCAGUGGAAUCAGCGAUCGCUACUCACGGGAAUAGUUCCCAAGUGAAGACAGCCCUGGAGGCGCUCAUCAAGCGAGUUAGUGAUGUUGGACUGAAGAUUCAUUGCUACAUCGUGACGGGACAGCUCAAAACGGCCUACCUGUUGGCAAAUAAGACCGGCCGAAUGGGUGACAUUCGGAAAAUUCUGCGCCAGGCGGAAGUUUUGAACCAAGUGCACGUCAAGAGGCUGUGCGAAGCGAAAUUGGCCGCUGAGGGUGGUUCAAGGAAGUGAUCUGUUUUAUAGUUUGAUAUUAGUAAUCGUUAUUAUUGUAUUAUGUUUUAAAAUGUUUAUUGUCUGCUCGCAAAACUAUUGGGUUGGAGAAGUUUUUUUCUAUGCCAUUGUUGUUUGUCGUUAUAUACACAUUUGAUUUAGAGAAUAUAUAGAAGCAAUUAA
This is a messenger RNA of Wyeomyia smithii (pitcher-plant mosquito), 6794 nucleotides long. RefSeq names its product zinc finger FYVE domain-containing protein 26 homolog (gene Sptz). The coding region runs from base 177 to 6632 and encodes 2151 amino acids. The transcript has 4 exons. Gene Ontology annotation, molecular function: metal ion binding; phosphatidylinositol-3-phosphate binding. Lineage: Eukaryota; Metazoa; Arthropoda; Insecta; Diptera; Culicidae. The record is from RefSeq and is a predicted model, not a curated record. Gene Ontology annotation, cellular component: midbody; lysosomal membrane; centrosome. Gene Ontology annotation, biological process: mitotic cytokinesis; regulation of cytokinesis; double-strand break repair via homologous recombination.